Manduca sexta (tobacco hornworm) is the source of this 525-nucleotide messenger RNA. Its product is annotated as protein vein-like. Lineage: Eukaryota; Metazoa; Arthropoda; Insecta; Lepidoptera; Sphingidae. The record is from RefSeq and is a predicted model, not a curated record. Gene Ontology annotation, biological process: epidermal growth factor receptor signaling pathway; positive regulation of cell population proliferation; positive regulation of mitotic nuclear division.
UGAUGAUUACAGAAGGCGCUCGGUUCUAGUAAUAAGACAUGCGAGGAACGAAGACUCUGCGACGUAUGAGUGCAGGGCUCAGGGCGGUGGGCCGCCGGCCGUCGCCGCUGCGAAUGUCAGCGUGCUGCCGCCUGUGGUCACACCUCCUGACACAACGACUGGGUCGCCGUGUCCGAUGCCGGACCCCUCGUCAUACUGCCUCAAUGGCGGUACCUGUCUCUUCUUUGAGAUUGUACAGGAGCAAGCGUGCAAAUGUCCAGAAGGCUUCACCGGGCAGCGGUGCGAGACGAAGGAUGUUUCGAACAGAAGUAGUAUGUCGCAUUCGUACACGUGCAAACUGGGCCUCUCGACCACCUACUACUGUUAGCGACCGAUGCGCCGGCGCAUAACCCACCUUGUUCCAAUUUUAAAUACAAAAUUUUAGCUCGCGACUUACGACGCGCACCGGCCGGCGGACUGUGGCCAGCUUUCGUUUUUACAAAUUAAAAAUAUAUGCUACAGGAUAAACAUUCUUACCUGCCAGCU